ACCAAUGUCACUAAGACAGACACUAUCCCUGCCUUUCUACUCCGUCCUUAGGAUAGAGAAAUAAAAGUGAUCAUGGCGAGAGGAGACACUGAAGUAGGGCACUAUAGCAUCAGUCUCAAACUAGUUUUAGCGCCUCUUUUUCAAACUCACACAAUUUAGAGAGUUGUCCACUGCAGAGCACUGCUGUUCAAAAUGUCUGGGAUUGUACUGUGAGAAGCCAACAGACGGGAUCUAUUAUUAAUAUGUCGUUUUAAAUCUCAGAGGAAGACUUAACCGGGAUUUUUCUCUCUAAAGUUACAGCCAUGUCGCUGCUUUGCGUUAGAGUAAAGAAAGCUGUUCUCCAUGGACAUCCAGAUAAGUUUAACGCAUAUGUCACACUGAAGGUCCAGAAUGUUAAAAGCACCACCAUCACCGUGCGUGGAGACCAGCCGUGCUGGGAGCAGGACUUCAUGUUUGAGAUCAGUCGACGGGACCUGGGGCUCAUUGUGGAGGUGUGGAAUAAGGGACUCAUCUGGGACACCAUGCUGGGCACUGCCUUCAUCCCACUCGAGUGUGUGCGGCAGUCAGAAGAGGAAGGGCCUGGUGAUUGGACGUGUCUGGAUGCAGAGGUCUUGAUGAAGGCAGAUGAGAUAUAUGGCACCAAAUGCCGAACGCCCCACAAAAUCCUGCUGGACACCCGCUUUGAGCUGCCUUUUGAGAUUCCUGCGGAUGAGGUGCGCAAUUGGGCAGACAAACUGGAUUGCAUCAACGCUAUGGAGUAUCCACUCCAUGAUGACAUUCGCAGCCAGACAAUGCCCUCCGCUGCAUCACAGUGCUGCAACUAUUUUGGAUGGGCCGACUCGGCGACUUUAGAUGAUUUGGACAGUGCUGUGGAUGACCGUGACAGUGACUAUCGUAGUGAGACUAGCAACAGCCUGCCCCCACGGUACCACACUACGGCCCAGCCAAACUCCUCUAUGCACCAGUACCCUAUGGGCCCACGCCACCAGCAGAACAUGGACUCCUGCACAGACUCUGUGCACAGCUUGGACCUGGACUACAGGGACCACCUUGUUAGCAGAGCCCCAAAUCAGAGAGGCAGAGUUAGAAUUAUCCCUGUAGAUUCAGGCAUGGGUGUGGAAGAUUGGGAGGCCAAGUACAAAGUACAGGGUAAAAAUGCCCUGAACGAUUUUUUGAACGAGGGGGAGUCUCACUGGAUCGAAGAGGACCGUCAAAGCGACAUCAUCCGCAUGUCAAGGGCCUGUCGCGAGACUGUGGGUUGCUCCUCCCAGCCCAGCAGAGAACCCAGAGGGAGGCUUCAGCCUGCUUACCCUGAAGGGUACGAAACGAUCGAUCGGCGAAGAAGAAAAAGGCUGCGGGACCCUGGGGGGUUUCUGCAAACUGAGGCGGAGAGAGAUGAACCAUUUCCUCCCGACCUGGCCCUGCUGCGCCAGAAGAGAGGUGAGCUGGUGUUGCGUCAGGUGGCGGAGAUGGAGGACGAGGACGAGAACAUGACGCCAUGCCUUAGGCCGUACAAGAAUGGCCUGCUGUACAAAACCAGACUGUGGGCCAAGAACAAGUUGGGGAACACCUUGGAGAAUUAUGUGGCAUAUCAAGAGGAAGAGGCUGCCAGAAUGAGAUGUGUUUCUUUCGACCCAGAUGUCGAUGAGCUCCAGUACCCGCUGGGCUCUGAGGAGGAAUUUGAAGAGUAUUUGGUGAACGCAAUGCACACUGAGGAUGGGAGGGGUUAUCGCCAUAGUAGAUAUACCAACUCCUAUGGUGGUUACUCAGAAAAACCUCUGGGUUAUCGGGAUAAGAAAAGUGGAAAGGGUAAAUUAGGUGGAUGGGUAUCAGAAGCCAUGUUAUCUCCCGUGGAAGAGCCAAGUGAUGAGUAUGUUGAUCCAAUGGAUGAGCUACAGUGCCUGGUUGAAACUGUGUCAGAGUAUCUUGCUGAGAAAGAAGAAGAGAUAAACAAAUAUGGCUCCUUGCCCAAAUCUCCAAAGUCAAGGUUGUCCUCUCAAGGUAGUACAAGAACAGAGUCUGUUGGAGAAGACCCAAGCAAUAUUUCAAAAGACGCUAAGAGUGAGUCAAAAGACAAAAAAACUGAACCUGAGCCUGAACCUGGCAUGACUGGUGUUAAGAGUGCCAUGAGUUCUCUAUUCAGCUCCUUUACUGAAAAGGUUGGCUCCGGUUCCAAACAACCCACUUCAAAUCCUGCUGAGAAAUCUGAGGCACAAUCUUCUGCUCCUAGUGACACAGGGUUAGCAAAACUCUUCUCUUUUAUUCCCAAGUCACCAAGCCCCACACCAGUAGCUGUUGUAUCACCUGAUCCAGAUCCUCCACCCACUAGAAGGUUUUCUUUAUUGCCAUUUCAGUCUGAUGGUAAGACACAACAAGGAAACUAUACCAUCACAACCAACCUUGGGGCUCAAAAUAUCAAUGUCAACAAAGCUCAGGAACCUUUCAAAAACUCUGUUUUGGGAAAAAUAAACCCAAUGAAAAUGUUUCCAGGUGAAGAAGCAGGGAACUCAACUGAUACAAACAAGCCAUCACUCAGAACUGGCUCAAAGGAUGGAUCUUUGGAUAAGCCUGAGUUUGAUGGGAAACAUCCAAUUCAGCAACAGCAGCCAAAGGUUCCUGGCCCAGGAGUCCUAGAGAAAGUCAAUAGUAGCUCUCAGUAUAUGAAUACCCAGCAGAAGACACAAGACAACCCAUAUUCAGCUCCAGAAAUUGCCAACAAAACAAUCAAUGUAAAACCUGUGAGCCAACCUCCUCCUCCAGACACAAGUUUCUUUAGUCCUUUCAAGAAAUCAUUCAGCUCAUUGAUAACACCAGUAAACCCUCCAAUCCCACCCCCUCAAUCUGUCACAGUUUUUCCUGUGUUCAGAUCAACAGAAAACAUGAGCGUGCCAGAAGAGCCACAGCCACCUAAACCAGAGGGUGGCAUGCUUUCUGGGUUUCUGAGAUUUGCUUCAGGAGAAGACAUCAGUACUCCACAAGCUGCAUCACAGAAUCCCACCAACAUUCAACAAGCCUCCGCUGUGGGCACAGCAACCUCUGGAAACCCUGGCAAUAGACCUCAGCCCCAGAGUCGUGCUUCACUUAUUGAAAACCAGCCCAAGGCUGCCACAGAAACAGGGUGGUUCUCCAACCUUUUCAAAGCAGGUGAAAAUCCAGCAGGAGCAAGUCCACCACCCCCAGGUCCACCACCCCCAGGUCCAAGACCUCAAGGUCCAAGAUUUCAAGGCCCAAGACCUCAAGGCCCAAGACCUCAAGGCCCACCUGGUCCAAAUCAGGGAGUUCAGGGUGGCCCACAGCGAAAUCCUCAAGGGCAGAGGCCAAUGCAAGGACGGCCUCCUCAACAGGGACCGCCUUCUCAACAGGGACCUGUGAGAAACCCAACCCCUCAGCCAGAACCUCAAGGUCUAUUCUCAGGUUUGUUCAAAGCAACUUCCUCUGAAGACAUGUCUAGUGCCAGACCGGCAACAGGUGCUAACCCCAAUCAGCCUCAGCAAAGUGGACUGCUUUCUGGAUUUCUGAAAUUUGCAUCCACUGGCGAUUUGUCGUCCGUCAGCCAACCGCAACAGCAGACUCCAGCAAGCAGCCAAAGCAGCCAAACCAUUCAUCCACAAACCCAGCCUCAAAACCAGCCACCUCCCCCACAGCAAAAUGUCCCUCCUCCACAAACAGGGGGUCUUCUCUCAGGGCUAUUGAAGUUUUCUUCCACAGAAAAUGUUUCAAGUGAUGUGCAAACUUCACCUCAGCAAAGGGUUCCCCCUGCUAGUCAGAGUUCACAGCAACAACCACCAAACUCCUCCCAGCAAGCACCUCCACAACAAGGAGGCCUUUUAUCAGGUCUAUUUAAAUUGGCAUCAGCAGAAAAUGUAUCUAGCAAUCCAUCCCCUCCCCCUCAGCAACAGCAACAACCAGCUACUCGACAACCACAGCACCAACAAGGCAGCAGUCAAAACAUUCAAGGGCCGAGACAAAGGAAUCCUCAGUUGUCAAGAGCACCAAGCGCUCAAGUAACCCCACAACAAGAACACAGACCAGGUAAUCCUGGACAACCACAGGAGGCACCACCCCAACAAGGUGGCCUUCUGUCAGGACUCUUUAAACUUGUUUCAUCAGAUGACAACGCCACUACUCAGGCCACAACCUCCCAGCCCCAGCAAACGUCUGCACAUAAUCAACCCCCUCAAACUCAACAACAGCAUCGAAACCUGCUGAGGCGGAAUCAGAGUUCUUCUCAGGAUGGGUCUUCACAGCAGCCAAGUCAAUCUACCAGCCAACAGAAUCCAAAGCCUAUGUCAGUGCCCUCUCAACAUCAGGCUCAACCCCAGGAUAAUGCAAACCAGACUGGAAUUCUGUCUGGAUUCUUUAAUAAAUUAACAUCGUCAUCUGAAAAUAUACCACCAACCACCCAGGAGGCACCUGUAGAUACACAGAAACAACAAUCCAGUUCUUUGACGGGGCCAGGACAACAUCAAAGUAAAACGACUCGACAGCUGCCACAGCUGCCUUCUAAAGUACCAACUCAAGAGGCUGAACAAAAGCCAAACGCUCAACAAGGCCUUUUCUCAGGACUCUUUGGUCGGACCACCACUGAAGAAGUGCCUUCAACCAAACCAGAGCAUCGUCCAACUCAAAAUGCAGAACAGAGGAUGGUUUCAGGAAGUUCCCCUGGUGUUCUAUCAGACUCAUAUGCUUCUAGUCAAAAUAUUAACACUUCAGGGCCCACAUUUGAUCCUGCAAAUGUUUAUAGACGUCCUGGAAUGUAUUUUCCCAUCACCCGAAGUCAGAGAAGGAGUACCUUGGGGUAUAUGCCCAUGGCUGCUGACAGUGAGAGUUUAGAUUUGAGAACUUCUGCUAGCUAUACUCGUUCACUGCAUAAUAGACCAUCUUACAUUUCAAACAGCACUGGUAAUUUGCCCCAGUUAUAUUAUCAAGAUCCAUAUGAGGUGCAUAAUCCAAUGAUGUCUUAUAGCGUAGAAAAUCUUAAUUCUUUUCCACUGAGUAAUCCCAACUUUGUAUCCCAGAAAAGUCUACAUAGUAGUACAAAUUCUGUUCAUGGUAUGUCAAGUCAAUGCAGUUAUCAAGAUCCAGGAAUAUCUUAUACAGAAUAUGGAGACAUUCUUAACAAUGAUGAAGGAAACUGGAUGCAAGCAUCUAUUAUCUGGCAGCAGUUCAACAAUGAGUCACAAAAUGAUUACCCCAUGGAUGCAUCUUAUACACAGACACUUGAAGGUACUUCACAACAAACCUCUCAGCCAUGGGACACAUCAGGUGCAUACAGCAAUCAGCCUAAUUUACCUGCCCAACCGUAUGCAAAUAUGCAGUACAGUCAACAACAGUUGGCAAAUACACCAAUAGAUGUUCAGAGAAACAUCACUGAUCACCCCACCAAUAGGGAAAGAUUGUGGAGUAGCCAUAACAGUUUAGAUAGAUUGGGCAAUCAAGAGGAGGAUGGGGCACUUAAUCUGAGCACUAAGAGGGGAAAUGUCAAAUUUGGUAAAUGGCAUUCCUUCAAUGAAGGGAGCUCUUACAGUUUGAAUCGCGUUUCUUAUCAUGAGGGUUACUAUGAGGAAAGUGCACCAAACCUUUCCUAUGCUGCAAAUGGACAGUGUGGUUUUAAUGGAAACCAAGACUUUUAUCGACAAGGAGUGGAUUACUCAAGUCAUGGAGAUUUGACCAGGCGCUAUGAUAACUGGGGCUAUCCUAUAGCUAAUGGGGAAUUGGAAGAUAAUGUGUAUCUUGAAGAAGGGGAAUGGUACCACCAGUGGCUCUCACUUUUGGAACAGGGAAUGUGGUGGCCUGCUGAUGAUGGAGACUGUGGAUAUUUUGUCUACACUGAUCAUGAAUACAUCUAUGCCCUCCUUACAGAUGGUUCUGGGCAAUAUGUAUAUGCUUGCACACCUGACGGUGAAUUCGGGGUUAAUGGGCAGCCUUCUGGUAAUUAUCCCAAUGCUUGGCUCCAUGAUGAAAUGCUCAUUGUGUGUGGUUUUAAAAUGCCUCUGUGCAAUGAAGAUGAGCUCCUUUGGCUUCCAGGAGACCAGUCUGAUGCCCAGCUCCUUAAUGGUCCACUUGACCUGUCCUCAGCAUAUAGAAAAGGAAAUGAGAUCAUGAACCUGAACUUUGAACGUUUUUCACAGAUGUUUGAAAACUCUUUCUUGGGUCAAAAGCAACCACAAUUAGACUUGUCUUCAUACAGAUUAAACAAGGUUAGAAUGGAUGCAAGACGACAGCAUGCCUCUCAGGAUCCUUCUCUUCAGGCAGUUGAUCUCUCAUCUAAUAAUAAUGGUGGUCCAUCUUUUACAAAUGGAGUUAAGGAACUUCUCUCUCAGAAAGUGCCAAUCUCCCUCGGGUCCACUUUGACUACAAACUCCACUGAUUCCAAUGGUUGUUAUAAGCCCAGAGAGAGGCGUCAUUCACCAUCCCGUGUUAGAGUAAGGCAUGUUGAAGACACUUCAGAGGAAGAGUGGCGAAAACAUGUGGCACCUGGAGAGGAACAACCAAAUAGAUCAGUUAAGAAGAUUUCUUCCCUCUUGUCAUCUAUAGUUGGCAAAAGUCCAGAGUCAGAAACAAAAAAAGGCAUGCCUGGCAAAGAGAACAAGGGCCUGCUCUCUACAGGCUUCCAGAGUCUCAAAUCAAAAAUUAUUAAGGAUGAUACUCCAAUUGCGCCUCAAAGUGUGAAUAACCGGGCACAACCACCAUCAACAGCCUCAAGAAUUUUGCCCACACCACCAUCUACACAACCAUACACACCACCUCAAACUAUCUCUUCGUCUCAGAAGCCUAGACUCGCUCGGCAGAACACAAUGUCACAACAACCCACUGUGCCACCAUCCACAUCAUUGCCAAGCAACCAAUUUGCCAGAGUGUCCACUACAUCUCCAUCACUACCAAACAUUCAGUCUACACCAAAACCUGUAGAAACACCACCUGAACAAACUCAGGGAGGACUUUUUACCCGCUUUAAAUCUGCUGUUGGAAUGGAAGAGCCUAAACCUGAACCCUUGAAGACCCCAGAAUCCAUAACAAAAACGCAACAAGAGGGUCCGGCCCCUGGUGUUACUACCAGCAAAGAAAGUGUCAAAGCACCGCCAUCACAACCGCUCUCAAAGCCUGCUCAGCCACAACAUAGUCCUUCAAAUCAACCUCUGUCAGGUGCCAGUCAAAGAGAUGAUGCAAAUAAACUCUCACAAAGUCCUUCACAAAUGUCAUCACGACCCAAGGGAAUUCAGAAGCAACAUACACUCAGUACCUAUGGACCAGAGAAGCAGGCAGAAGAUUAUUUGCCUAGUAAGAGCAUGUCUCAAGUAUUCCCUCCUACCACCAGCACAGGCCCAACUCCAAGAAGGUCUGAAACCACGCCACUAUCUGGUCAAACAAAACAGGAACCUCAACCUAAACCAGCAGGUGGACUGUUUGGCAUUUCAAUUGGUGAUAUGCUGUCUGGAACACCAAGUGAACCAGAAUCAGCAGGGAAAGGUCUGCUGUCCAUGUUUGGUGGUCCAAGCCCUAAUCAGACUUCACCUCAAGCAGCCCCUAGUUCACAAGUGCCUUCAGGAACGGCCCCUCCCCAAGAACCUCCAGGAAGGGGAUUACUCUCAAUGUUUGGUGGUCUUGGCCAACAAGAUACUCCUCAAACAGGAACUACUAGUGCAACACAACCGCCAGGAGCAGCACCCACAAAAGAGCCACCAGUUAAAGGAUUACUUUCAAUGUUUAGUGGUCCCGUCCCACAACCAACAUCAACACAGGCAGAACCAACUCCAGCAACUGCAUCUGGACCUCAACCUUCAAGUGCACCACCUCAACAAGAACAACCUAAAGGUUUGUUGUCCAUGUUUGGUGGUAGUAGUCUUCAACAGACACCAGCACAAUCAGGGUCCAUUCUUGGCGGACUUCUGUCUGGACCAUCAAGCACAAACGAUAGCCCUGGGAAAGGUUUAUUGAGCAUGUUUGGUGGAUCUAGUCCCCAACCACCAAUAUCUGGAUCGGCUUCUGCUAACCAAGCUUCAGGGGCUGCUCAGUCAACCCCUGCAGCAACUAAUGAGCCCUCAAUUAAAGGGUUGUUUUCUGUGUUUAGUGGACCUAAUGCCCAACCCUCAACUCCACAACCUGCACCACUUGCAGGUGGUUCUAGUGUUCCAGGAGCUGCUCCACCCACUGAGUCUCCAAUGAAAGGAUUGUUAUCCAUGUUUGGUGCACCAAGUACACCAGCUACACCACCACCACAACCCAAACCUGCAUCAUCUGCAGGCCCUCCUGCUCCAGGUAUUGCCCCACCUAGUGAGUCACCCAUGAAAGGAUUGUUAUCCAUGUUUGGCGCACCGAGCACACCCGCUACACAACCACCACAGCCCCAAACUUCUCCACCUGCAGAUUCUAGUGCUACAGGGGCACAACCAUCACCAACUCUGGCUGUUACAGGAGAACAAUCUAAUGCCCCAGGAGCUACAACUACAACAUCUACACCGUCUGGUGUUCAAGGGAGUGCUCCACCCACUGAUUCACCAAUGAAAGGAUUACUGUCCAUGUUUGGUGGACCCAGUAUAGCAAGUGCACAACCAUCGCCGCCCCAGGCUGCUCCAGGUGAACAGUCUAAUAUUCCAGGAACUGCCCCAGCCAGUGAACCACCAAUGACAGGAUUACUGUCCAUGUUUAGUGGACCUAGUGCAACAAGUGCACAACCAUCAACACCUCAAACUGGAGCAGAUGAACUAACUAGUGCUCCAGGGGCUGCCCCACCCAAUGAAUCACCAAUGCAAGGUUUGCUGUCAAUGUUUGGUGGACCAAGUGCACAGCCAUCACCAUCUCAGGCUACCACUGGGGCAUCUGCUGCUGCUGGAGCAGCCUCUGGCUUGUUUUCAAUGUUUAGUGGUCCAAGUCCACAACAGAGUGCUCCCCAAACUGGCUCCCUUCUCGGAGGGCUUUUAUCUGGAUCAGCAAGCUCUACUUCAAGUCCUGCCAAAGGUUUAUUCUCAAUGUUUGGAGCCCCUAGUCCACAGCAGCAACCUCCAGCAAAACCGCAGGCACAAGCUCCACGGAAACCUCCAGGACAGGGCCCAAGACAAGGGCCCACUGUCUCAGCACCUCCAUCUGUCCCAGCCUCUGAGCCACCCAAAGAGAUGCCAGCCAAAGACCUGGUCCCAGGUUCUGAGGGACCAUCGUCACAGCCUCAAACAGAAACCCAGCAACCAACAGCUGCAUCAUCAUCAUCAUCAUCAUCAACCACAGCAACAGCCACAACAACAACCAUGUCUCCACCAGCUUCAUCUGAAACAAGUGAACCCCCUAAAGGAUUUCUCUCUAUGUUCGGUGAAUCUCCUUUGCAAGCCACUACCCAACCAGGAUCCCUUCUUAGUGGCAUUCUUCCUGGAUCAACUGGAACUGAUAGUCCAGCUAAAGGUCUUCUGUCAAUGUUUAGUGAGCCUUCCCCUCAGUCUAGUGAGACACCUUCCACAGCUGCUUCCACCACAAGUACUACAGGAACUCAACAAGGAACCAUAAUAGAACCUAAAGCUGACAUUACACCUCAAAUUGAUACAACAAAGCCAUCCAAUGAGUCCACUGAUGCCACUCUACAAGUGUCUCAAGGCCAGGUUGAACCUACCCUUGAGGCUGCUUCUCAAGGAGCUCCCCCACCCAAAGAGACUCCAGCCACAAGUUUAUUGUCUAUGUUUGGUGGAUCAGGCCCACAAAGUGCUCCCUCCCAGGUUGGAUCUCUUCUUGGCGGGAUCCUGCCUGGAUCAACAGAAUCAAAAGACAUACCAGGCAAAGGGUUGUUUUCUAUGUUCUCUGGUCCAAGUCCUCCAUCGGGUCCUGGACAAGCAGGCCCUGCACCAGGAGCAUCAUAUCCCUCAAAAGAGCCACCUGGUAAAGGAUUGUUCUCCAUGUUUGGUGGACCUGCUCCCCAGCAGAGUGCAUCUCAAGCUUCAUCGUUAUUCGGAGGAAUGUUUGGGGGCCCCAGUCCUGAAAGUGGUGCACCCAAGUCUGGAGCUUUUGGCCUGUUAGGAUCAUUUAUGGAAGAGAAGAAACCAGAGCCCCCAAAACCACAGGAUGUUACUACAGCACGUGUGGCUCCAGUGCCAGGGAAAACAGUUCCAGAAGAACAGAAGAGCCAAAUAGUUACUGUACGAACACAAAUGUCAAUGUCUCAAGCACCAUCAAGCACCAGGGACAUCUUUCCACUCCAGGAACCAUCAUCUGUUAUACCUGGUCGGACAGAUGUAAAAGAUGCAAGGAGUGAUUCAUUAGACCAGGUUUCAGACAAACCCCUUUCUUCUUGUACCCCUGAGACCACGUCAGAGCCAUCGAUAAAAACAGAAACACCAACCUCAAAUUUGCAAUCCAGUACAACUGUCACACCACCUAAUCAAGAGGCAAAACCUCAAAUCACUCAACCCCCAACUGCUCGUGCACAAAAUGAACAGAUGCCUGCUGAUGCAGCAAAAACUGUGUUAGACUCUUCUGCCGACGUAGUCUCAGGUUUCAUGUCAAAGAUGUUCUCUGGACCAAGUGCCCCAUCAGCAGCACCUUCAACUGGGUUUUUCUCUCAGGCUCAGUCCUCAUUUUUCAAGUCAGCAACACCUCAAGCCCCAGCUCCUCAACAACAACAACAGCAGAAAUCCUCUCUGUUUGGCUUCACAAGCAGUUUACCAACUGAUUCCAUAAAAAGUGACCUCUUCGGCAUGUUCAAAGCACCCGAGCCACCGAAACAGCCUCAGCCAAGACAACCCCCUUCAGCUGCACCUCAGACUAGAGCUAAACCUGCAAAUGAUCCCCAAAAUCAGGGGCCAACUUCCGCUGGCUUUCCAGCAGCACCUCUCGCUGGGAAGGAGCCAGUAAAACAAGACACUGGAGUCAGCCAGACAGCACCUUCUGACGCAACAUCCACUGCUCCAGCAGGGUUAGCACCUUCAGCACAGGCCACUGAUAAAGAUAAAACAGCCACCAUCGAGGGAGAUGUCAUCCACGAGAAGCCUAUUGUUAUCAUAGGUGAACCUGAUAAAGAUACAGACAAAUCUGGGCUUCCAGUUGAAAGUAUCCCUUGUGAAACGCCAACAGCCCAGCAGUCCCAAACAUUAGAGCCACCACCAACAAAAUCAGUGUUUGAAAUGCCUGGUCUGUCUGGUUCUGCAUUUGGAUUUUUGGCUGGUUCAGGUGAGGCUGGAAAAUCUCUUGGGUCAUUAUUUUCCUCCCCUCCCACAGUCUCUCAAGCAGAUGGAAGUGAUCUUCUGUCUGGGUUUAAAACGUUCUCGACUGGCCUCUUCCAGGAGGAAAAGCCUGAUGCAGCAAAGGACCAACCUCCAGCUGCCUCUUUCUUUGGAGCUAAACUAGGCUUCCCCUGGCAGAAAGAGACUCCCAUGCCUUCCAAACCACAAGAGCCUGUUGUUGUAACAACACAACCAAAAGCUAAGGACGAUAAGACUGUCAUAACAAAUGGCACACACGUUACAACAGACUCUGAAAGAUUCAUAAAAGACAGUAAUGAGGUUAAGGAAGGUUCUGUAGCAGAUAAGAUUUUGAAAGAUGAAAUGUUAGCCUCCACCAAUAGCAUUGAUAAACCUGAGAUCUAUGUAUCCACACCCAAGAUAGACCCCCUACAUUCCUCAUUCCUAAAGGAGAAGGACCCCCUUUGCGACUCCACUCCAGAUUUUUCAUCAGGAAUGCGGCAUGACAAGGAUCUUUUGAGUUCUAAAAGGCUAGUAGCAGCAUAAUAAAUGGUUACUCCCAACCAUUUAUAAUGCACUUAAUGUAGACAAAAAGUCCUAACAUAGUUUACCAAAAGUCAUUUUAGGAUGUUAUGUCAUGUGUGUCUAUGUUUUGUGUGUACGUCUAGUUUGCAAGAUCCCCCGAUUGUGUUGUUUCAUGUGCCGUGUGUCAUUCAUUUCUGUAGCAAAUUUACUGCGUGAGAUAGAUUUACUAGUCAUGCACAGUUUAUAUUCAUUACAAAAAUAAGUGUAUUUCAUUAAAGUGCUUUCUAAUACUCACUCUUUGUUUCCCA
Clupea harengus (Atlantic herring) is the source of this 11992-nucleotide messenger RNA. It is a transcript of the gene unc13bb, whose product is annotated as unc-13 homolog Bb (C. elegans). Gene Ontology annotation, biological process: synaptic vesicle priming; dense core granule priming; synaptic transmission, glutamatergic. Gene Ontology annotation, cellular component: presynaptic active zone cytoplasmic component; terminal bouton; synaptic vesicle membrane. The record is from RefSeq and is a predicted model, not a curated record. NCBI's taxonomy places the organism in Eukaryota, Metazoa, Chordata, Actinopteri, Clupeiformes, Clupeidae. Gene Ontology annotation, molecular function: calmodulin binding; phospholipid binding; calcium ion binding.